AUGGGCAAUAGAUUAAGCCAACUUGCUAGAGAUAGGAUAUAUUUGUGCAAAAGAUCAAAUGAUAGAAGUGAUCUAAACCUCUCAUCAUGUGGAUUAAACCGAGUACCUCGUCGGAUACAAAGGUUUAGAAGAACUUUGACCAAGUUGAACGUAGGAAAGAACUUCCUUAGUGAGUUCAACAAAUAUAUCGAAAGGUUCUACGUUUUGGAGACUCUGAUUGCCGAUUCAAAUGAACUUAAGAUCAUAUGGCCAGGUCUUUCCCAACUUCAAUAUCUCAAACAUCUGGAUGUAUCAAAUAAUCUACUCACAAUGGCACCUUCCUACUUAAACUCUCUGAUACAUCUCAAUAUUUCCUACAACUCUAUCCAAUCAUUUCCAAAUGGCAUCCAACUUCCUGUCCUAGAGGAACUCCUCUAUUCGCACAAUCGAGUCUCCCUCUUCCCUACACCAAUCUUGGAACUAUCACAUCUUCAUAUGUUGGAUAUGAGUGGAAACCAAUUGGCAUAUAUACCUGAUGAGAUUAGUCAACUAGCCGGAACUUUACGGCAUUUGGAUAUCUCAGAUAAUCAAUUCACUUCAUUCCCCCCAUCUGUUGCCACCCUGAUUGGACUUCGUUCUUUGCGACUAGCAGGCAAUAAUCUUGGAACUCUAUCUCCAUCUUUUACUAGCCUCGUUGCCCUGGAAAUUUUGGACCUUCACCAAUGUUCAUUGAUUUCCUUUGAUUUCGACCUGGGCAACUUAGAGAACCUGACCGAGUUGUCUCUUUCAGAGAACAGACUGUUGGAACUCAGUAUAACUACUUCCAACAGCCUAGGACUUUUAAAGAAGAUGAAGAACCUAGAUCUCAGCUCGAACCAGCUUACAACUAUCCCCAAACAAGUUGGAUGGCUCACCAAUCUCCGUCGACUUAACUUGAGUCAAAACCAGUUGACCAGAGUCCCUGGUGAACUGUCUCUCCUCAAUCCCUCAAUCGAUAUUAUCCUGGUACCAAACCCUCUAGAGUACCCUUUCUGUGAGUGGAUCAAGGAUGGAAUGCCCCUCUUCCUCCAGAGCAUUAGACCAAUGAUGAAGUGUUAUGGCCCGAACUGCUAUGUUAGUGGUCUGGAGAAAUCAUUGAGCGCCAACGCACCCAAUCAAUUCUUUAUUCAUUCAAUUGAUUAUGCAGGAGUUCCCAGAGUCAGUGGAGGUGAUAUCUUUGAUGUAAAGAUGAUUCUGGACGGUUCAGAGUCACCGGAUCUAAGUGGAGCAAACACCAACUCUUCAAGAGCCUCCACCUCCUUCUACAAGGACAUUGUCUGCAUUGUUAAAGACAACUUUAAGGCUCAAAAGACAGCCACCUACUCAGUCUUUUUUAAUUCCCCCCAGACUGGUUCCUAUGCGAUACAUAUAUCAUCUGAUGGAUGCCCUAUUACAGGAUCUCCAUUUUCUCUCGAAUUAGUU
Acytostelium subglobosum LB1 is the source of this 1440-nucleotide messenger RNA. RefSeq lists its product as hypothetical. Gene Ontology annotation, molecular function: protein binding. The record is from RefSeq and is a predicted model, not a curated record. NCBI's taxonomy places the organism in Eukaryota, Evosea, Eumycetozoa, Acytosteliales, Acytosteliaceae. The transcript has a single exon. The annotation marks the transcript as partial.